AUGCAACGCGCAUUGACAAGCCGCGCGAGGGCUUCGCUCUCAUCCGCUGCUGCCAACAAGUUCCGUCCCGGCGCCGGUCUCUCCCAGCAGCUUCGCUUCGCUCACAAGGAGCUGAAGUUCGGUGUUGAGGGCCGCGCCGCCCUCCUGGCCGGUGUCGAAACCCUGGCCAAGGCCGUCGCAACGACUCUGGGUCCCAAGGGCCGCAACGUUCUGAUUGAGUCCAGCUAUGGCUCUCCCAAGAUCACCAAGGAUGGUGUCACCGUCGCAAGGGCCAUCACCCUGAAGGACAAGUUCGAGAACCUCGGUGCCAAGCUCCUCCAGGACGUCGCCUCCAAGACCAACGAGACUGCUGGUGAUGGAACCACCACCGCCACCGUGCUGGCCCGUGCCAUCUUCUCCGAGACCGUCAAGAACGUUGCUGCUGGCUGCAACCCCAUGGACCUCCGCCGCGGUAUCCAGGCUGCCGUCGAUGCCGUCGUCGAGUUCCUCCAGACGCACAAGCGUGACAUUACUACCAGCGAGGAGAUUGCCCAGGUCGCCACCAUCAGCGCCAACAGCGAUACCCACGUCGGCAAGCUCAUUGCCAACGCCAUGGAGAAGGUCGGCAAGGAGGGUGUCAUUACUGUCAAGGAGGGCAAGACUCUGAGCGACGAGCUCGAGGUGACCGAGGGUAUGCGCUUCGACCGCGGCUUCGUCUCGCCUUACUUCAUCACCGACACCAAGUCCCAGAAGGUUGAGUUUGAGAAGCCCCUUCUCCUGCUGUCCGAGAAGAAGAUCUCUGCCGUCCAGGACAUUAUUCCCGCGCUCGAGAUGUCGACCCAGCUCCGCCGACCCCUUGUCAUCAUUGCCGAGGACAUCGAGGGCGAGGCUCUCGCGGUCUGCAUUCUCAACAAGCUCCGUGGUCAGCUCCAGGUCGCGGCCGUCAAGGCUCCCGGCUUCGGUGACAACCGCAAGUCCAUCCUCGGCGAUCUUGCUGUUCUCAGCAACGGUACCGUCUUCACCGACGAGCUCGACGUCAAGCUGGAGAAGGCCACCGUCGACAUGCUCGGCUCUACCGGCUCCAUCACCAUCACCAAGGAGGACACCAUCAUCCUGAACGGCGAGGGCUCCAAGGACGCCAUUGCCCAGCGCUGCGAGCAGAUCCGUGGCGUCAUGAACGACCCUACGACCUCCGAGUACGAGAAGGAGAAGCUCCAGGAGCGUCUCGCCAAGCUUUCCGGCGGUGUUGCCGUCAUCAAGGUCGGCGGCUCUUCCGAGGUCGAGGUCGGUGAGAAGAAGGACCGCUUCGUGGAUGCGCUCAACGCCACCCGCGCCGCCGUUGAGGAGGGUAUCCUGCCCGGUGGCGGUACUGCCCUGCUCAAGGCCUCUGCUCAGGCUCUCAACAACGUCAAGCCUGCCAACUUUGACCAGCAGCUCGGCGUCAGCAUCGUCAAGAACGCCAUCACGCGCCCCGCUCGCACCAUUGUCGAGAACGCCGGCCUGGAGGGCUCUGUCAUUGUCGGCAAGCUGACCGACGAGUACGCCAGCGACUUCAACAAGGGCUUUGAUAGCUCCAAGGGCGAGUACGUCGACAUGAUUGCUGCCGGUAUCCUCGACCCUCUCAAGGUUGUCCGCACCGGUCUGAUUGAUGCCAGCGGUGUCGCCUCUCUGCUCGGCACCACCGAGGUCGCCAUCGUCGAGGCCCCUGAGGAGAAGGGCCCUGGCGGCAUGCCUGGUGGCAUGGGCGGCAUGGGUGGUAUGGGCGGCAUGGGCGGCAUGAUGUAA
Thyridium curvatum is the source of this 1764-nucleotide messenger RNA. RefSeq lists its product as uncharacterized. The transcript is spliced from 3 exons. Gene Ontology annotation, cellular component: mitochondrial inner membrane; mitochondrial matrix. Bases 1 to 1764 code for a protein of 587 amino acids. NCBI's taxonomy places the organism in Eukaryota, Fungi, Ascomycota, Sordariomycetes, Thyridiales, Thyridiaceae. Gene Ontology annotation, molecular function: ATP binding; ATP-dependent protein folding chaperone; protein-folding chaperone binding. Gene Ontology annotation, biological process: mitochondrial unfolded protein response; apoptotic mitochondrial changes; protein refolding. The record is from RefSeq and is a predicted model, not a curated record.